CCUGCUAUUUUUGGAUCAGCAGAAAAUGUCACCAUCUUUAUUAAAAACAACAUUGGAUUCAUUAACUUCAAUUACACAAAGAGAAACAUUUUGCCGGAGUUGAAUGAAACCUAUCUGCAAAACUGUAUUUUUAACCGAACGACGGACCCAUACUGCCCGAAAUUUCGCCUGCGAGAUAUUGUCCAAGAAGCCGGGGAGGACUUCACAGAAAUGGCUGUUGAGGGAGGAGUGAUAGCAAUACAGAUUAAAUGGGAAUGUAACCUGGAUUGGCUGCUUUCCAAGUGUGUCCCGGAGUACAGCUUUCGAAGACUGGAUGAGAAAAACAGCCACAAGACCCUAUACCCUGGCUUGAACUUCAGGUUUGCAAGAUACUAUAAACAGAACAGAGUGGAAGCGCGCACAUUGUUCAAGGUGUAUGGAAUCCGGUUUGAUGUCAUGGUGACUGGAAAGGCUGGAAAAUUCAAUACAAUUAAGACGAUUACAUACAUUGGAUCCACACUCUCCUACUUCGGUGUGUCUAUAUUCGUGGUCGACAUCCUCCUUACAAACUACAUUCCUCGCUGUGGCUGCAAAAAAGAGGUCAAAAGUUACUACACUGAGAAGAAAUAUGAAGCUGUAGAAGAUCAGACAGAGCUGCAAAAUGUAAGUACGAGAGAAAGCCCGAGCUCUCCGCAAAGGCCUCCCAGCUGCAGUGAAGACACAGAGAUGCAAGAGAGACAAACGGGUGCGUGUUCAGAGGAACACGAAACCUCACCGUCGUGGCGCCCGAUGACAAACUUGGAGGAAGAGCUGUCCUUCCACAGUAGCACCACGCAGUGCAUCAGCACCCCCGCUACAUUCUCUCCACUCGUCCUUGACAGGCAGACCUCACAGCUGCUGUACAGGAAUCCCCAGCUAAACAUGCCAGUACAAGUGGCUGCAACACUGCACCUACCAUCUGUUAGCUAUCGUGAGGUGUUUAUAGAAUAUGGUUAAGGUGAUAAGUGAGACUGGGGAAGAGUAGGUGGCUGCUUUAGUUACCUUGAAGCUACUGUAGUUUGUUCAUUAAAGAUUCAAUGUGCAGUUUUAUAUAGAAUAGGGAAAGAGUACCCUUACAAACCUGCAUUUUACAGUAAUAAAGGAGUGUUUUCACAGACCAUGAGUAAUACUACUGAAGGUAACAAUAGGUAGUCCAAGAGCAGGGUCUAUGAAUCCAGCCCUUAUACAUUUUUUAUACUGUUUUAUUGUUGUUGUUGUUUUAACAUGUAUUGUGCACACAGUAUAUUUUUCAUUGCUAAGCAAAGGCAGAUAGUUAAUUAAGUUUUGUUCUGACAGCAGUUUUCAUCAACUGAUGCUUUUCAACACUCUUGUAGCACGCUGAAAUUAAUAUAAAAUGAACAAAUUACAAUAAAUGGAAAAUGACCUUUUAAAAGCCUCAGGGUAAGGAACUGCUCUGAGUACCUAGUGCUUACUGCUGUGAAUAACAGGCUCCUUAUAAGAGACAGUACCACUCCAUUUCACACUGCUGUGAAUAACACACUCCUUAUA
Molecule: messenger RNA, 1527 nt
Organism: Acipenser ruthenus (sterlet)
Lineage: Eukaryota; Metazoa; Chordata; Actinopteri; Acipenseriformes; Acipenseridae
Product: P2X purinoceptor 7-like
Exons: 7
Coding region: 211-975 (254 amino acids)
Biological process (GO): monoatomic cation transmembrane transport; response to ATP
Cellular component (GO): nuclear inner membrane; plasma membrane
Molecular function (GO): extracellularly ATP-gated monoatomic cation channel activity; purinergic nucleotide receptor activity
Source: RefSeq, a predicted model, not a curated record